GGUGUCUUUGUGUGUAUGUGGGUGGAAGGGUUGGGUUUUUGUCAUUGCUGUUUUUAGCCUCUGUGAGGCACUUUGAAUUGCGUUUUUUUGUAUGAAAAAUGCUAUAUAAAUAAAGUUGAAUUGAAAUUGAAUUGAAUGGCACUAUACUCAAGCAUACCACUUUAAGGUAUGUUAUUUUGUCUUCUAUUUCACUGUAUUCUAUUUAUUGUAUUAAAAUUUUUAUCACUAUACUUCCACCUCGAUAUAAUGAAUGAUAUUAAAGUCAAUACGGUUUAAAUUUAUAUAAUGAACAGAAGGGGGCGCAAUCUGCUCAUGCAACAAAACGAUCAGAUAUAGUAUCGCCAAUACUCGUAAAUAAACUAGUUAUGUGAUGUCAAUAGAGACUAAUCGUCUGACUCGUUUCACUGAAAAAUUUGUAAGAAGGCCACAGGCAGUAUAGGUUUGAUAUAGAUUCCCUAGUCACUAAGAUAAUGGUCUUUAUUUUCCGAGUUUAUUGAAAUGAUACAGUCUGAUACCUAACGAGAGCCUUAAAGUUUAUAUCUAUCUCCGUAUAAGGUGUUAGGGUAGGCCUUUUUUAUGAGGCUUCUAUUUAUCACGUAGGUACUCUGACGUUGUGCUUUCCAGCUCCGUUUACAUGUAAGUGUAGCAACGUGGCCUCUUAAACCUUAUACAUAAAUGUGUCCACUUCGUAAUUCUACGGCGGUUGAAUGAUUCACGUGAACGCCAGUACUCUCCAAUUGGUCCUACUACUCAAACCCAGCGCCCCUAACAAACCAAUUAGUGUAUCCUACCAAAAUAGGCGAAUACACAAAACCCAAAAGGCUUUUUUUGAGAGUUUUGCCGGGUUUAGUUCGGUGCUGAAGUCUCAAUGCUCUCCCGCAAUACAUAGCUCUUGGCUGCCUGUGACGUUUUAACGUGGUACGUUUGUUUUAAUGCACGGCAUUGACCAGUCGGGCGGGGUUUAUUCUGUUUACAGUGAAACGCAACGGGAUGCGAGGUCGAACAAGGUGAACCAUAUCGAGCGCACUCAGAGUAGAGAGACAAGAAAUAGCCAAAGACGUUUGGCGCGGUUGGUGGAGAGGCUACUGACAGCAGACGAGGAAGGACCAUACCGAGAACCACAGCCCGUUCGCUGAACAGGUUUCUCUCUUUGGCAAAGGUACCCGGGGAUUUAACGACAGUGACUGCCUCACGGAAGAGAGAGACAGAGAGUGUGCUCUUUGAUUUAUUAGAUCUCGUUUCGUCGUUGGCCGUCUAUCAGAGCUUGCCCUGUGCAGGCAGACGGAAAUAGCUUGAAUAUGCCUCCCAUCGAAAAUGACACCGGGAAAAAUGAACUCAAAACUCGGAUACAGCAGCUUAUCGACUCCAAUCAAGUCUUGAUUUUCAGCAAAAGCUUCUGUCCGUUUUGUGUGAAGGUAAGACAUUUUUUAAAGUGACAUCUUUAAACGAGGAUCGGAAACUUCCAUUGUCUCCCGCGAAGUACACGGGCUUCGUCUAAUUGCUGGCGUUUCUUUUCAGGCUCAGUGCAGCCCUUGAAUAUUCUGUACUGGAGACUUAAUUUUAAAAUUAACCAAAGAGCUAAACUGUACGUUUGAUUUACAUUAGAAAUACACACACUUUUGUAUAUAAAAUAAAUAAAUAACAUGUGAAAGCUGUUUUCUGUCAGUGUGGUCACAGUCUGAAAAGUUGGUUAAGUUAUGUAACUUGUAGUUCAUAGCUAAACUUACACCUAACGUGACCUCUCGUCUGAAGACACACUCUCUCUCUCUCACACACACACACACGCACACACUCUGAGGUACGCACAACGUUGAUUUUCAGCUUAUAAUGUUUCUUUGGUUUUCCAUAAACAGGAUAAAAUGAUGUACUUGUAGGAAGUCAGUGAAGGGUUACCAAUGAAUGAAAAGUAUAUGAAUGUUUUAUGAGUAACGCGGUUUCAGUGAGGAUUUUUUAACCUUUUGUAGGGUUUUAAGGCUGUGUUGUGUUAAGUUUAUUGUGAUUAUAUAUCAUGUAACUGAGAACAUGUAUUUUCUUUUUUUCCCUGCAGGUAAAGAACUUGUUCAAAGAGCUGCAAGUCGAGUGUAAUGUGGUGGAGUUGGAUCUAAUAGGUAAGAUGGGGGUUUUUUCUCACUCAUUAUUAUGAUUAUCUCUGAUUUGUUGCCAAGUGCAGUGGCAGGUUCAAUAUACAUCUCCUCAAAAGAUCACUCUCAGGUUGAACACGUGCAAUAAAAUAGAAGCACUAUCAUUACAAAAUAAAAAGUGAUGGAAAAGUCAGCACAGUCAUUUCUAUUUAUAAUAUCUCAAUGGGAUACACAACAGUUUGCGCUCUGCACAGGUAGUGUACAUAACACUACUCUGUACAUAACCAAGCACUACAAUUCACUGUAUGAGUGUCUCAUAACAGACAAAUAAUGAAUAACUAGAGAUAGACCAAUUAUUAAAAUGAGUCAAUUUAAUAGUAAUCAGCAUCAAAAACCCACUAAACAUCUUUUUUUGAAAAUGCAAUUGGCUCAGACAAAUAUGAUAAAUGUGAUUUUAAUGCCUAUGAAACAAUGGAUUUAUAAGAUAAGAAGAACUUGAUUUAUCCCAAACGGGAAAUUUGAUUAUACAUGACUAUUGAAAAUUUUAAUCUUAGUACUUAGCAUGAAUUUUGAAUGUUAUAGGAUGGCUGAACAGGUCAUUAUUUAUUUUCAGCAACUUUGUCAUUUGUUAGUGUCAUGUAAUUGUUAAAUUCUGUCAAAUCCAAAAAUAAAACAAAAAAAAAUUAAAAACCACAAUGUGAUUUUGGCAUUAGAUCAACCACUAGUAGUUACAUCUUGUAAUAAAUUUGAUGGAUUUAUUCGCCUUCACGUAAAUACACUAUAGAUAGAUAGAUACUUCAUUGAUGCGGACUAUGUGUGGAGGGUAAGGGUUACACAGACAGUGACGAGGAAAAAAGUAGAUAAGGAACAUGUUUUAUAAGAUGUGUGAUAGUGACUGACACAUACCAGUCAUAGAUAUUAUUGUGUUGAGUUUAUUGUGUUAUUAUGUUGGUAUAAGAUGAAUAUAAAUUCACAGUUUCCUGCCUACUCAUGCCUCAGUUUUCUUUUACAAUAUUGUAAAGGUGAUGUCUUUUCCCAGGCAGUGCUGUUGUCCUUUUUUCGCAGCAGCACCAAACCUGCUGAGUCACUCCCUGCUGAUAAGUUGGCCUUGUGCCAUAUAUCAGUAAACCCUCAGACGCCUCUGCUCGGUCUCGCUCAGUCAUUUCCGCCUCAAUCUUUGCUGUUUGCUUAAGUUGUUUAGAGACUGUGAUGAUUAAAAAGAGAGUGACCAAUAUGAUAGUUGUUGAACAAUUAGACUGGACUCCCCACAACACUUCAGCUAGGGAAAUUCUGCAUGGCUGUUCAACUUAGAUUACAUGUAUUUGAAAAAAACGUGAACAAAAUAAAAAUGUAUAUAUUUGAAGAACCUUGAGGAACAAUUAGUCAUUGGACUUUUGUCUUACACAUGCAUUUACAAGCUAUUGUGUUGAAGAGAAAGAGGCAUUGGGGCUUUAUAAAUGAAAUGUUUAACUCUGGAUGAAAAGGUUUUGUCUAGCAAUGAUUUAUUAAAUAUUUUUGACAUGCAAUUUUUAAAAAUCAGAAACACAGUAAAGAGUUGCUUAAGGAAAAUAUUCAAACUGGAUAAAUAAGAAGAGUGUAAAUAUAAAACAAAUGUAAGGAUGUGAGUGUUGAAGGUAGAGUUGAUCCACUCUCUUCCUACAUUUGACAGUGGAUAUUAUUGCUAGUCUACUCAGCUAGUCCUUAAAAUGUAUCUGGAAAAAAAAGAAACAGUUUUCUUCACUUCACAGGAAGUUGCAAAUAGCUGCCAUCAUGGAUCCAUUAGUUAGCAAGAGCCUUCUAAAAUGGGAUCAAAACUGAUUUCAUAACCAUGAGAGCGAUUGUGAUUAGCUCUUGCACAAUGAAACUACAAUAAUUGGUUUCAGUGGCCGUGUUUAUUUGUGCUUAAACACUUGCAUCUCUAUCCAGAUGAUGGACCCAACUACCAGGAAAUGCUGCUGGAGAUGACUGGGCAGAAAACUGUUCCCAAUGUCUUUAUCAACAAGACACACCUUGGUGGCUGCGACAAAACAUUGCAGGUAAGGCACAAAAGUGCUUGACAGUACUGAAGGUAUUUUGGUCUCUCGUGUUCUUGUUCCCCCCUCAGUUCAUGAUUGCUUAAACUGUGUACAGACAUGCCUGUGUGACUCAAGCGGCAUUUGCAAACACAACCCACAAAUGUUUUUUGCAUAAAACUUGUCCUGAUAAAUGCACAAUCCACCCUCAGUGCAGCAUGUAACAGGAAGGAAAUGUGUGUAACUAAAAACAUGAAGGCGUGCCCAGAGCUAGAAUCAGCGAAGUAUUCAAGUUCCUUGAGAGCAGAUACCAGAAACAUGGGAGAUGGAGACUGAUUAAGUGCCCUGAGGUGUCCUGUUGCAGAAAGAUGAUAGGCUUGAUGGCGUCGACUCUAAUUUUGUCUUGGUGUGAAUGGUAGCAUCACUCUUGUUUGUCUUCAAAUAAGCUUGGCUUAUAGCUUGGUCCACAGCUUCUUUAGUUGUAAAGAAGGACAGAAUCCCCAUCAGCGGUAGAGGUGCAAUGGAGCGAUGGCAAUAAGCACACUUUAUCUAAAUCAAAAUACUCCCAAACUUUGCUCUUUUUUCUCACCAACAUUAUUCUGGCUUAUCGCAUGUGCUGAUUCACUCUGAGGAAGUUAACCCACGAUGCCAUGCAUGUUGCAGGCCAGCACUGCGAGCCCAGAGCAGUGAGCCAGGCAGAAAGAGUCGCACACAAUUGAUCCACACAUUUUAGCUUGUUUAAUGCACACUUUUAUUAAGACAUGACGGUAAAAACAUAAUUUGGAGGGGGGAAAAAAGCUUUUUUUUGCUUUUUGCUUUUUUUUUUCCCUUUUCUUUUUUUUGUUUGUUUUAAAUAGAAUAAACGAAUAUUAUUUACUAAACGGAUAGUGAGGACAGCCCCGUUUACACAAAUAUCCGAAUAACCGUGAACAUCCCUAUUGCAAACCUCAACCAAAAAAACCACUCUAUAGCCCCAAAUAAUGCUCAGAACAGCACCUAACUUCAUCAACAGUACAUACAGGGUCCCAGCCAUAGCACUAGCCACCAAACAUCUUUUUAGCUUUGUCUGAUUUCUUUAGCAAAGAGACCAAACACAACUCACCCACUCUCCUCCAGCAGCCGCUUUUUUGUAGGUGAGCCCUGAUGAGUCAAUCACCGAGUGCAGCGGAGUUUCGCAGUUCAAGGAAGAACAUUUCUGAUUAUUACUUCAUGGAAAUGCAAUCAGAGUUCUUGUGUAUCUUGUAUGUGCACUGCAGACAUGAUAGUUCUUCUGCCUCAGCGACUCAGUUGUUUGCAUUUACUUUAAGUAAUAAUCAUACAUUUUCAGCUGCACUCAGUGCUCGACUCGUCAGGGCUCCCCCACAAACAAGCGGCUGCACAGUGUUACGCUGUGUUAUCCCUCUCUUUUUUUUUGUUUGUUUGUUUGUUUGUUUGUUAUUAAAGUUGAUCAGUGAACCUAAUUAUGACAAAUGACUUUGACUAAGAUCUUGAGUGUUUGAUUUUACGCUGUUAACUUGGCUGUCAUCAUUGGUGACAUUUGAUUCCAGUAUACCUUGUAUUUUGAGAACGCAGAAUAAGAUUGGGGCAGAAUAGGUGGGUUCGUAAUCCAAUCAACAUAUGCCAGAGACAGUGGCACACUGACUUGUUAGGAUGCAGCAGGUCAGGCCUGUUAAUUCAAAGUGUGAUCAGGCUACAGCAGACGUGUAUGAUAAUGACAUGACAGACUUGCUUUAGUGCUGCACUGACACAGCAUCAUGUCAAUCUGUCUGUCAGGCACAUAAAGACGGCAGCCUGCAGCAGCUGCUGAGUGGAGACAAUGAGGCCUAUGACUAUGACAUGAUCGUCAUUGGAGGAGGAUCUGGAGGCCUCGCCUGCUCAAAGGUGAGACAAUCAAGUGCAACAUAUUUACAACCACUGAAGCUUUCUGGAAGCAGCUACUGUAUUGUGCAAUAUUGUGUAUUUUUAAUGAAUCAGAGUGAAACUAAAAGGAAAUCUAGUGGUGCUGUAACAUUAGCCUCUUUGUUGAUAGGAAGCUGCUAUGUUGGGGAAGAAAGUCAUGGUACUGGACUUUGUGGUGCCCACACCAAAGGGAACCUCCUGGGGUAAGAUACUUCUACUUUUGGACACUAAGCUCUGUGUAUAUGCCCUGUGUCUGUAUUUCUAUCUAGUAUUGUUUUGCAAAUAACCUUUUGUGCUUCCUGUGGCCAUUAGGUCUCGGUGGAACUUGUGUGAAUGUGGGCUGCAUUCCUAAGAAGCUGAUGCACCAGACAGCUUUGCUGGGCACGGCCAUGCAGGACGCACGCAAGUUUGGCUGGGAGUUUGAAGAGACAGGUGAGAGCUCAGAGCACCGACCCAGGAGGUCGCGAAGGGGGGACAUCUCAAGAGGUUGCCACGGUAAAUCAGAGGCCAGCAGCAGCAGUCGUUGUUUAAUUUUUCUGAACUGACGGCAAGUCUCUGUCUGUUUUCAGUCAAACAUAACUGGGAGACGAUGAAAACAGCGGUGAACAACUACAUCGGCUCGUUGAACUGGGGCUACAGGGUGGCGCUCAGAGACAAGGAUGUCAACUAUGUCAAUGCCUAUGCAGAGUUUGUUGAACCACACAAAAUCAAGGUGAACACAGACUUAAGUUCAUUCAGUCAGGACCCACAGUUUGCAUGUGUAGAGGUUGACCUGGGGUUGCUGGUUUGGCUUAUGCAACUCUUUAUUGUUACAUACUAAAACAUAUCCCUAAUCUUGAUUAGCCUGCUCUGAAUUGUUGUCUCACCUGUUUUGGUAACCUAUUAUUUAGCUUUAUUUUUCUUGCACAACACCUGCUCAACAGUUGGCCUCAGUUUUUGGCUGCCUUUCAGCAUUCUUGUUGGCUUUCUUGCUCAUGGUUACGAGGCAGUCAAAAUUACACAUUGUAGCUCUGUGUUCUUUGUGGAAACUGCUUCUGAAGUAACUCCGAGCUUUUCUCGGUAUUCUCUGUCAGGCCACAAACAAACGAGGAAAGGAGACCAUUUACACAGCAGCUAAAUUUGUCUUAGCUACAGGAGAGAGGCCACGCUACCUGGGCAUCCCUGGAGACAAGGAGUACUGCAUCACCAGGUGAGAGCUUGGUGUAGCACGUAUUAUCUGUUCUUGUGACAAGCUUUGUGGCUAGAAGCCCCAUUCAGAGCUCAAUUUUUGGCAUCUGCUGAAACCAACCGUCAGUCUACUGUGUUUUAUCUAAAAUUACAGACACACCCUUUAGGAAUGUGGAGCUUUUAUUUCCUGCAGGUAGCCCAGGUUCAUUUAUCAAUCUAACAGAUGUCCUAAAUGUUAGGUAACUUUAGUCGCAUUUGCCAAAUGCUACUGCUUUGGCAACCUGCAAAUUAGGGCUGGGCAAUCAACCAAAUAUUUACUGAUAAUAAAAUUUAUGAGAGUAACCAAUGUUAUUUUGCCCAAGUCAAUAAAAAUAAAUCAAAGUUGGUUUUGGACGUGUGUAGGUAGGCUAUGCUCUCAUGUCCCUUUUUAAGAUGCUGUCCUACGUCAGAGACAUGACUCCACCACACACAGUCCGUAACAAAGACAGAAAGACAGGUGAGGAGGUGGAGGACAGUUCGAAAGUUGUAGGUGCUGGAGCGGUGGCUGAAGUAGACAAAGUUAAUGUGGGAGGGGCUGAGCAGCUUGUGGAGUAGUUAUUGUCCAUUUAUUGUUAUCAAGGUGAACUACUCAAUAUAUCACGGUAUUGAUUUGAGGCCAUAUCGCCCAGCCCUACUACAAAUAGCCUUGUGCUGUGCACUUGGUACCACAAAGCCCAGCUGAUAUUUAAUUGUACUAAAAUCUUGCACCUGAAAUCAGUUUCAUUGGUUUAAACUAGGAGGGCGAUCACUGGACAUGAAUAAUAACAAUAAUAAUGCAACAGAUUUCACAUAGCGCUUUAUCAGAGAUCCUCAAAGAGCUUAACAUUGGAUACAUCAUUCAUUCACUCACACAGUCACACCUUGGUGGUGGUAAACUACCUUAUUAGUCACAGCUGCCCUGGGGCAGACUGACAGAAACGUGGCUGCCAGUUUGUGCCUACGGCCUCACCAACCACAACCACACAACACUCACAUUCAUACACCAGUGGAGGACACACCCUGGGAGCAAGGUGGGUCAAGUGUCUUGCCCAAGGACACAACGGACAGACUAGGGACAGGACGGGGCUCAAACCGCCAACCUUUCAGUUAUUGGAUGACCGCUCUACCUCCUGAGCUACUGCCGAAGGAGUUGUAGCUGCAGCAUGUUUUUCCCUCACUUUGUUUGAUCCCUUCUGUCUGUCUGCGCUUGUUCACCAGCGAUGACCUCUUCUCACUGUCCUACUGCCCGGGAAAAACCCUGGUGAUCGGGGCAUCAUACGUGGCUUUGGAGUGCGGCGGUUUCUUGGCUGGUCUCGGUCUCGAUGUCACCGUCAUGGUCCGAUCUAUCCUACUGAGGGGCUUUGAUCAGGACAUGGCCAACCGUGCCGGAGAGCACAUGGAGGAGCAUGGUGUCAAGUUCCUCCGCAAAUACGUCCCCACAAAAGUGAGUGAGAGUCCAACUCCUCAGUGAAAUUCUUUCCAUUAAAAUAAAGUUUAAACUAACUAAGAUUACGCAUGCCUUUUUUAAACUAACAGAAUUGUUUGCUACUUAAACUGCUCUAGACAUGGAAAUAAUUGAUCAGAGUUGAGACCACACAUGAGGAAACAUUAACAAUGUUUUUAUCUGCUUUCUGUAUUCAUAUAGUUUAACAACUGUUUACCACUGAUGGCAACAAAAGUCUGUUUUUAGAUACAGCUUAAACCCACAACCUGUCUGUCCCACAAAGACAAUUGUUUGUCAGCUGACUCUGUUUACUAUGUGGCAAAAUAACACCACUUCCUCCUUAAUCCAAAGUUUGCUCCAUCAUCCUGACUUUUAAAAGAAGCACAACUGUUCAUUUGCCCUGACUUUGGUGCAUCUGUUUGUGUCAGAUCGAGGAGCUGGAAGCAGGCACUCCUGGCAGGCUGAAGGUGACAGCCAAGUCCACAGAAACAGACGAGAUCAUCGAGGGAGAGUACAACACUGUAUGUGAUCAUCUAUCUCCUAAUCUUUCCUAAUGGUUCUGGUUAGGGGUGGGAGAAAAAAUCGAUACAGCAUAGUAUUGCGAUAUUUUGUCUGGUGAUAUAUCGUAUCGUCUUGUUAAUAUGAAGUCAAAUCUAUGUUAAUGGGAAAAUAAAAUCAGCUGUUUGUCCAGUGAAGUUGGCAGAGGUGACAUCAUAGAGCAGAUAAAAGUUACUGCAAAAAAUAUAUAUGAGGUUUGCAAGAUGUGCUACAUGAAAAUUAAGUACAGCAUAAAUAAGAAAAACAUGAAGGAAAGCCAAAUGCUAAAUUAUCUUAACAGUUGAAAAAAUUGUAUAAAUCGAAAAAUAUUGUAUUGCAAUACUCACUGUAUUGCAAAAUGUUAAAAACCGCAAUAAUAUUGUAUCGUGUCCCAAGUAUCGUGAUAUUAAUGUAUCGUGGGGCCACAAGUGAUUCCCACCCCUAGUUCCGGUGUCAGACUACAGUAGAAGCUGUUUGACACGUUCAGAUGAAACACUUCGGUAAGAAUAACAAUGUUAAAAAAUAUGUUAAACCAUUAUUUUCUGAUGAUUUAAAAAGGGUUAGUGUGAACUAAUGAUUAUUUGUUAAUAUUUAAACUGAACUUUUAGGUUUGGGUGUUUUUUUUUUAACAUAGCUUCUUGUUGCUUCUCUUUUGGUUUGGAAUAUUAGUUUAUAAAAGUCUGCUGCUGCUCAUCUCUCAGCACGUUUUGGCGCGCCUCUCUGGAGAUAGCUGAUUCAGGAACAAGUCAUGAAUGCGCCUUUAACUAGCUAACAAGUGCUAAAUCUCAGCUCACCAAACUUAAGCUCCAGCUCUUGAUUUUUUUUGGUCACACAAUAACCAAACCUCUCACAUUUUGAAGCCUUAAUGCAACACACCUCUUUUGUUGGUCUGCUCGGCAGGUUAGUGAUCCUGUACUAAUACAUUUGAAAUUAAGGGACAGUGCUCACUUGACAUUAAACUCUUUGCAGCCCAAACUAACAAGCUGCUGAUAUCAACAUAGUCUUUUGAACCAAGUUUACAACUCCACCUACUUAGUUUGGGAGCCCUUUUAAGUUGGUCAAAACUAAUAGUUGUUUGGUAGCAUUUGUUGAAUUACUUUGUUUUACACAGACUUAACAGGCUCAAGCUGGUGUUGGAUUGAUUAAACUCACUUUGGGAGGAAGGAGACACCUUAUAUACUUUAAGGAGAGGCCAGUAACAAUGCAGUGUUUGAGGAAAGUGACAUGUAAUAAAAAAACAGCGCCAUUGAAGGAGACACUAGUUCCAAGGAAAGACUUUUGGAAUAGGAAAAAAAAACCCGAAUGAUUUAAAAAUAAUGAUGAAAUGGCAUCAACAAACGUGAUCACUUUGUAAAAGCUUUUGUAAGAAAUGGCCAACUAAGUUCUUCUCUGUGGAAGGGCAGUCCUUGUUUCACAGAACAGUUCAUUAUUUUAUUAUUAUUAUUAUAAUUAUUAUUAUUAUUAUUAUUAUUAUUAUUAUUAUUAUUAUUAUUAUUAUUAUUUAUUUAUUUAUUUAUUUUGAGUUAUUGGGUAAAUAAAGUCUCCUGAAUGGAUCUGUAUUCAGGCAGGUGUUGAACUUCUGUUGAGAGAGAUAAAACAACAGCCUUGAUUGUCAUAAUAAGCUCAGGAUCAGGAAGUAUUUCUUGUUUUAUGACCUUCCUGUCUAUUUGCAUCUAUCUGCAUGUAGUGUCAUUGCUCAGCUCGUGUUAACAGGCAAAUGAAUCACCUGAUUUUCAACAUUUUCUACAUCCAAAUAACACCGUACAUGAAACAGAGUCCUAAUUUGUUAAGUUUUAUACUUUUACUGACUAAGAACAUGAUGGUACCCAACAGAAGAAUGCCAAAAAAAGCAGGAUGACACCGAUUGGUUAUCUUUGUACCUUUUUCAAGUUUUAACAGUGGAAGCACAUAGAAAUGCAGACUGCUGGGUGAACUGCAGCUUACCUGGUCAGAUAUCUGUGUGAUGUUAUGGUGUAAUUACCAAACUUUACUUAUGAAUUGAACUAGAGCUUUCAGAUUCUUUAAUAAAAGGUCAGAGGCUACAACCAACACAAUAUUUUAUUCCCGGUCUUUAAAAGCAAGAAGACUGAUGUAGAGUUUUGAUGUUUAUUUUUCAAACCUGGUUGAUGUCAAACUCUGUGACCCAAUCUAAAAGGAGACUCAAACCAAAAAAUGACAUGUUGCAGUUCCUAUUUCCUCUCUUUUGUAAUUGAAACUCUUACCACAUUCCUCCAGGAAUUACUCAAGCACUUCCUCUGAACUGAACAAGCCAUUUCUUUGUUCCUCAGGUGUUGAUAGCAGUGGGCCGAGACGCGUGCACUGACAAGAUUGGUCUGGAUAAGGCGGGGGUCAAAGUCAACCCUAAGUAUGUCAGCUGUCUCUGUGUAUAUAUUUGUUUUUUGUUUUCGCCGUUUGCACAGUGUCCAUAGAAACCCAUGCAGCACACUGUACCUUUAAGAGUCAUGGCACAGUCAUGGUGAUUCAGCAGUAUUGCUCUCCCAUGGCUCUCUGAAGGGGCUGUGUGAGACUGUAAUGGGGGAUUUAGUAGGUAGAGUGGAAGAGAAUCUUAUUAGCAAAAAGAGAGACCCACUCUAGAGCGUAACAGUAGCUUUUAAUGGGCUAACAUCAAUGAACUAAAUAUGAGAAUUUCUCAUGUUGUUGUAUUGCUCUGUCUCAUCUCUAGAGGUUAGAUUCACUUUGGGUUGAUGUCUGUCAUCAUCAUUAUACUUCCCUCUUUGAAAGCUGGACUUCAAACCAGUCUAAGAUGUAGGUUUCAGCAGCCUACUGCUUGUUCGAACAACAGAAAUGCCGCCUUUACUCUCAGCAUGCUGUGUGUCUCCUAUUUUAUGAAUGACUGAAAAGUUCAGCCUAUGAAUUUAGGGUUAGGGAUUAAGACAGCAUGAGGUUUAGAGGAGUGCUCAGUGAGUCAUAUGCCCCAGUCAUAUGACCUAAGUAGUAUUCAUAUGAGGCCAACACAAAAGGACACUGGGUUCAGGGGCCUUUGCAGGUUUGUCGGCUCUGCUGCUAUGCGGUUAAGAACAUAUUUUCUGCCGUGUGAUUGUUAGACGGCCACUAGAGUGCUGUUGUACAAAGUUUACGUUUUUAGCUCCAGAUAUUUAGAGCCCACAACAAAUAUGAACAUUUAACACAAAUUGUAUUGUUCCUUCCGACUGCCUUCACAUAGUUUUGCUCUCAUAAGUCAAAAUUUGCUUCACAAAAAACGUCACAAAGUUAAAAUGUGUUUGGGUUUGUUCUCCUCUACUUCUGUAUCACUCUAGGAAUGGAAAGAUUCCAGUCAACGACGAAGAGCAGACCAGUGUGCCCCACAUCUACGCCAUUGGAGAUAUCCUGGAAGGCAAGUGGGAGCUGACACCUGUAGCCAUCCAGGCCGGCAAGCUGUUGGCACGGCGACUCUAUGCGGGCUCCAAACUCAAGGUACAUCUAAAUGUCUACAGAACAUUUUCUUUUCACAUGCUAUAGUUUUUUUUUUUUUUUUUUUAAUGAAGGGGGGAAAGCUGGGAGGGCUGGGCACAAUUUCCCUUCAGAGUGACUGCAAAAAGAGGAAAACCAUUUUGAGCCAUUUUGUCCUUCAUUUUUCUCAUGUCCUACCUAAUUUAGAUGGUUGAUGAUGGUUAUGUUAAAGCUGUCACAACCCUAACCAAUAUUUUUCUCUCCAGCUGUCCUAAAAUCUCAAAAAUGCCCCAAAAUAUAACAGAAGAAACUGUAUAUAGUGAUCAAAUCUUUGACAAUAAAUGGCAACCAAAAUCAACUUCAGAGAGUAAAUGAAUAUGACUUAAUUAUGCAUCUUGAAUGACACUUAAAAUUUCAAUAAAAUCUCUUCUAGCUUUUCACAGAGGAAGAGCUGUGUCAUUGUUGACAAACGUCAGAUUGAAAUGUUAAAUCUGUUGAAGUAGCCUCCUAAAUUGUUGGAAGAAACUUGGAGUAAUUCCCUAACUUCUGGCACAGUCCAAGUGGAUAGAAUGACAGGGACAGGUUGCAGACAUGGUCUCCUUCAGGAGUCUGGUACAGACCACAUCCAGGGGCAGGUCCAAGAAUUGAUGCUUUAGAGCAGAUUGUUGUGCUCAGGUGGUGUUAUCAAAAGUGAAGGAACAAAAGGAUGAAUGAUUAAAUGGUCUUAGACAUACGUACUCAGGCACAGGUGGGUUAGGAAGACGGAUGUUGAUGGUCUGGGGUCUGAUUUUUUUUUAAUUGUGUCAGUAAAUGUUUUAUUUCCCUGAAUGAACCCUCCCAAAAAGAUCAGUAAAGUUCUGUCUAAUAUAAUGUAAAUAGUUUCAGGUGAUGAAUAACGUUGUCGGAGGGGAACCAACAAACCAGUUUGGGGUUUUGAACGAAGUUUUUGGUAUUUCAAGUGACUUGAAAAGUAAUUUUCUGGUGUUUAGUCAACUGCAGUGUAGUACGUUUUUAUGAGGUCUUCAUAUAUGAGUGUUGAGUCUAGUGCCGGUCCACUUCUGCUCUGCUUUCUGCAACUCUCCCUUUCUGGAGUGGAUUGAGUCAUUAAGUCAUGGGAAAAAUAUUGAGGAGAACCUUAAAUGAGUUUUGACUGAGGCAGCUGGAUCUAAUGUUUCUAGGCAGAGGUCAUUAAGGGAGGACUCUAAAUGGGGGUUGAAAAUGCGUGUGAAAAAUGAACCACUGUGGCUGAGUAGAUGAGCAAGAGUGACUUUUGAAGAAGCUGGGUUUAUGAGUUAAAUACAACACUAAGAUAAUCUGAUGCACUGAAUUUUGUAUGGUCCACACUUUUGGAUUGUUUAGGACCAGUGGAGUAAAAACUAACUUGGAAGACUCCUCAAGAUGAAGAAAACUCUUUGCUGACAGCAAAUAUGAAUAUUAAAGUAACUAAUAAGACUCUCUGUCAGUAGACUAAAAUAUAAAAGGGUUGGUGUUUGUUUACACAGAACAAUAAGCUUUGAAAUAAGAGGAGUCCUCCAGAGGAGGCCAACUUAGAUACUCCUCUCUGUUUAUGGCUGCACCCCCUACAUUGACCAGACGGCCUCUGUUUCUAAUGGCACUUGAAAUCUUAAUUGAAUAUGAGAUUUGACUCUCAUGCAGGAGGUACCAGACUUUUUAUAUUUGAAUGAAAUAAGUUUUACACUUAAGAAGUUAAGGAAAACUGCAUAAUAAAUGAGAGCAUCUACAUUGUGGGACAUGUCAGAACAGCAGGCUCCCAAUUUCAGAAGACCCAUGUGCUCUUUGUUUCCACAGUGUGACUACAUCAAUGUCCCCACCACUGUCUUCACCCCUCUGGAGUACGGUGCCUGUGGUUUGUCAGAGGAGAAGGCCACUGAGCUCUAUGGACAGGAAAACAUUGAGGUAACUAACACACACAUUUACACACUCAUUUUGAUAACUGAUGAGCUACCUGCUCAAUCAGACUGUGUGACCCUCAGAACAGGCCAGGACUGAAGCUGUAGAGAUCAGUGAAGAUGAGUAACAAGAGUACACUUUGUUUGAAACUAGGGCUGCCAAACGAUUAUUAUUGAUAUUUUUUUAAUUGCGAUUAAUCGCAGAAUCUUCAUAGUUAAUUGCAAUUAAUCGCUGUUUGAAUUGCAUGUUUAAAACUCUGUUGUUUUGCAUUACGAGGCAGCUUUAAGCCCACAAUGUAAAGUAUUUCUUAUCAGAGUCUUGAUUGAGAAUCAAAUGAACACAAACAAAGAAUUUCCUUUCUGACCUUUUUGUAUUCUUUCAAAAAAAAGUACCAUGUAGACCGACGUAAUUCUGUGUCUAGGUUAGAUACAGAAAACACGUUUGUGGUAUGAUUGUUACUAACUUUUGACUGCCAACCAAACAAAACACACAGACAUUGUCACUGUUUAAUGUAAGAGCCUCAGACCUUCUGAGGACAGGUAACCUCUUGAUAAAUUACACAAGUCUAGACACAUUUGUUUUGCCUGUGGAUCCCUUCAAGUUGUAGCCUGCUGGAGAAAUGUUUUGGCGACAGUCUGCGAGCUGGAAAAAAGUUUGUGUGGAACAAUUUAAUGGGAGAGUCGACGCUGAGUCUAUUCCUGAUUUAGCUGGAUUGCAGAGUUUAGCUUUGUCUUUCACAUGUCAAGGGUGUAGAAUAAAAACAUGCUAGUUUCUGAUUUUGGUGUGUCUGUAACUCUAGGAACUGGACAACAUGUUAGACUUCUUACUGUAGUGUAGAUAAGACUGAAGCUCUGCUGCUGCUGCUGCUGUCACAGUGCACUCAUGAGGUCUGGUGUUUCUGCUCACUUCGUUCAGGUGUUCCACAGUCUCUUCUGGCCUCUGGAGUUCACUGUGCCCGGCAGAGACAACAACAGAUGCUACUCCAAACUCAUCUGCAAUAAACUGGACGACGUAAGAUAUUUUUUGCUUUUUGCACAACUUUAUUAGUUCUGAAUCUCCAACCAGCAACUUUAACCUCGAUGCCAGUAGUCACAGAAAUAAUCACAUGACUGUAUGUCUCACUAUAGAACCGAGUCAUCGGGUUCCACUAUCUAGGUCCAAAUGCUGGUGAGGUGACGCAGGGCUUUGGUGCAGCUAUGAAAUGCGGUGCCACUAAGGAGCAGCUUGACGGCACCAUCGGCAUCCACCCGACCUGUGCUGAGGUAAAACAUCCUGAAAUUGAACCACUGAGUUUGUUUUAACUUUAGUGAUCUGCACAUUUCAUUACCAGAAAGUUGAACAAUUUCAAAGACUUCUUGAUGUGAAAAUAUUUAGCCAAGAGUAAAUCUCAGUGAGGUGUAGCAGAGCAGAUGAGCUUCAACAGCAAGGAUCAGAGGCCUGUACUACGAAGCUGGAUUUGGUCUUAGCGAGAUAACUUCUGGAUAACUUCUGGGUUUUCUGUACUACGAAGGUGGAUCUCUUUUUAUCCGGGUCCGUUGCCCCGGUAACUUACGCGGAACGCCAAACCUGCUCCGGAGCAGGUUAUGUUUCAGGAUAAGAUCUCAGCAGGUAUAAAAAACCGCCCGAUGACCAAUCGGAUCUCUUGGAAAAUGGCUUUCCCACUUUUGCCUGAUCCCGGGGACAUCGUUGCACGGAUAGUGAGAGGAGCGCUCCGCCGAGAGCGUUAUAUUCAUGAUCGUUCAAACCCCUUUGAUUUACCCGAUGACGUUCUCUCUCAAUAUUCAGGUAGCAUGAAGUCUAAGCAAUGCACUAAUAUUUGCCAAGCUCCAGGUUCCAAUUUCAUGAGGCAUUUCAGUCGUCAUUCAGAAUUUAUUGAAGCAGAUUAGAAAACUCCUCUUAACCCUAAAUGUGUCUGCAGAUGACGUGACCAUCAGAUGAUGAAGAAAAAAAAAGGCAGUGUGAGGAAAUCGCUGUUUACGCGUUGAAAUAUGUACAAAUAAAAUCUUCCAAUAAACCUACAAACUACUUUAAAGGAUGUUUUUAGAUUUAUUUUUAUUUGCUCCCACGUACUCUUUUCCCCACUGCUGUUGUAUCUUAAAUAAUGAGGUCAGUGAUGGUGGUGAUCACACACGCUGCAUGACAACAUAUUAGGGGGCCAUAAAUUUAUGAACGCACAAAUGUAAUUUACACAAACGGUGAUUUUUUUUGCCGGCAGUCCCUCCGGCUUUCAGCGGCUGUGUCUGUCUCACUGUUUAAAUAAAGCUCUGUUCUUCAGCUGUGAAAAAUGACGUGCAGCCUUCUCCAUUGUGGAGAUUGGUCCGGUGGCACUGACCCGACCCCCUUUACGUGUGCGCGCACAGAUCUGAACUGGAUUCAGUUAUCGAGUUGAUAUCCUGCUUCGUAGUACAGCUGAUCGGGAUCGCGGCGAUCCGGUGAAGUUGAGCGAGUUGUCGCAGAGUUAUCCUGGAUGUGUUAAUCCAGCUUCGUAGUACAGGCCUCAGGUCUGCAAACUUAGCAGAUUUAAGGAUUCUGCAGAUUGAUGAUAUCGUCCCAGCUAUGUUUGCCAGAGAUGCUGCAUUUUAUGUCACUCAUUGUGUCUUUGUGCGUCAGUACCCUGGCUCUUUCCAUUAUCUUGAAUACUUUAUGCAUGUGAUCACACUGAUGAACUCGACCUGUGAGUAGACUUUGACUUUAAUCUGCACUUCAGAUCCUAUAAAAUGUGUUUCAAAGACCAGUGGCAUCCAGAUCAUCAGCAUUCUUGGCACUGACUCUCAUGAUUAUGUACACAGAGGCAUGAAUAACCAGACUUCUCAUGUUGCACAUUAACAUAACAUCACUAAUAGUUUCCAAACAGGUUUGUGCUCUCAUAUUUUGAGUAUGUCAAAUUAAUCAAUGCAGACUUCAGCUAAUCCUAAACAUAGCAGAGUCCCUCUCUAAUGUGCAUUGAAAUAAUCAAAAAUGGGACCAGAUCAGUUUUUUUUUUUUUUUAAUAACCAAGUGUUGCUACAGCCGUCCUUCACUCACCAGUAAUGGACUUAUACAAGCCUCAUUCACACCACAUUUACACACUGAUGACAGAGGCUGAUAUUCAAAGAACCCAUUUGUUUUUCACCUUCAUUCACACACCUCUGAGCACAGAGACUAGGUCUGUAUGGUUACUCUGAGGUCUGCACAAUUAAUUAAAUUUCACAAUUUUAAAUCAUAAUAUGAUUAUGAUGAUGUUAAAAAAAUUAAAAUCGUCCAAUCGAUUUUCCUCUCUAUCAUGUCUCGCGCCUCCAGGCCACCGUAGGCUCCCUCUUCCUGCGGGAGCACUCCCCAGUUCCCAAACACACCGCUGUAAACAAACAUAGCUUUUGCGAAAGAAGGAGAUAAUUUGGUGGCUAAAUAGAGCAAGAGCAAGUCAGUCGUGUGGAAUUUGUACGGUUUCACAGUUUCGGAUGAAGAGCAAACCACUCCCCGCUGCAAAGUCUGUCUGUGGGCGGUAUCAACCUGUCCGCACGGAAAUGAAUUCAGGAGUAAACUCAAAAGUUUUAUGACAUAUCAGUGGUUCAUCCACACAGAAAUGGUGUUUCGGGUGACUGUAAACAGUACUUUUUGAAAAUGGGUCAGAGAGUACAUACAUCCGUAAACUACAAUUUCAUCUCCGCGUGGAUGCCUAUCUGCAUCUCUCGAAACAAUUAUGUGACACACAGCGUAACUCUUUUACAGUGCCUGCUCGUGUCCAGCCACAAAAAACUUGCUCUGUGCUCUUCUUCUGUCUUUUGUGCAUUUCCUCAGCAGGGUUACAGCGCCACUUACUGGCUUGGAAUACACACUACAUUGUUUUUAGUGUUUUUGUUUUGAGAGAUGAUAGAAAAACUUAUUAGAGUGAAGUUUGGUGAAGUUGUCCUUGAAUGAAAAAUGGAAUAUCUAAUUUUCAGAGGAAAAAAAUUGUGAUUUUAUAUUUUUGGCAGAGUCUGGUAGCAGCCUCAAGUUUAAAAUGAGGAUAUUUUGCGGUGGAUCAGUUAUGACGAACAGUCUUUUUCAGAGUUAGGUCUUCUAAAUGAAUGGCUGUUUUACUCUGUCUGCUGUGGUACAAGAAUUAAAUUAAAUCAGUUUAAUUAGAGAUCUCAGCACUUCAUGGGUACAUGCAAAUGAAGAACUGAUAAUUGCUGCACUUUAAGCAGCCCAAUUGCCCCGUGUUUGAUGUUUUUAAUAACUUGCAUUUACAUGUUGUAUAAAUAGUUUUCUAUUUAUUCAUAUCAUUGUUUUCUGUAAUGCAGUACUCUUGUUAAUUCAACCAUGUUAUGCCAGUUAAGAAAACUAUAGUUUUAAACACCAAACUUUGUUUUUUCAAUGCAUCUAAGAAUGAGCUUCUAAAAUCUGCACUGUGAAGGAAAGCCGCCUGAUGUGUUCCUCCUUUUUUCCUUUUAGAUCUUCACCACUUUGGAGGUGACCAAGAGCUCUGGUGGAGACAUCGCCCAGGCCGGCUGCUGAGGUUAAACCCUGCUCGUUUAGCGGGCUGCUCUCAUUUUAAACUCGCCAACCAUCUCCUCUCAGUCAGCCUUUAGGCUCAGCCUCACCUCCAGCCGCUCAGUUUACAUGAUCGUCAUUUCUCAGGAUAAAACCGAACACCAAACCAAGCAUCUGAUUCAAUGAGAGCACUUAUUUAGGCUUGUUGUGAGCUGAGAGGACAAGGGUCAGAGUCUGUGGUUCUGGCUGAGGUAGUGUAGAUUUGAGAGCAGCCUGCUGAACAGCGGGGUUACUCUGCUGAUAUUUCCUCCGGGCUCCAUUAGUCUGUUCUUCUCAGAGGAGCUCCAAUACACACUGAGCGUGUGUUUGGGCUGUUUUUGACGUCCUGGCUCGUAACCUGAAAUACUAAGGUGGGCAAGGAUCGAUGUCCUUCUGUAGAAGCACCUAGUGGUACCUUCCACCCUUUGUCCAAAUCCCCCUCUUCAUACACUUCUUAUUUACUCCCAGAUUACAAAGAGCAUACAGCCUGAAAAUGAGUUUUGCAAAACCGAUUUAGAUUGGCACACAACCAGGGUUGAAAAGACCAGCGGUUCUUAACCCUGGCUUUUUCUAGAAACUUCUUAUUUAAUGGGGUUUUUUGUGUGUGUUUAAAUUUCUAAACCUCUUCUAUGUCAGGCCUUAUCCUGUAAUACAUUCCUCUGAGCAGGUCUUUCAGAUGAAAUUGAAGCGCAUACUGCUUGUCAAUAUUUGUCUUUGCUGUGUGAAGGGUUUUGCUGCCUCCAAGAGAACUCUUAUUUAUCUCGACGACAAUGUUCAUCUGUAGAAGUCUGCAGAACAAUCUUGUGCAGAUCAGUUGACACCUUUCAGAACUCCAUGUGCUGCAUUAUUACACUGUUGGGUAGAAUUGAGUCAGAAAACGACCGAAGUUGAAUUGAAUGUUUAAAGAACAUUUUCAUAAGAUAAUUUAAUGCUUGUUUGUUUAAUCUCGCUGUUUUCCUCUACAUUAUAUGUGUGUAUGUAAAGAUAUACUCAGUCUUUUAGAGGACAGUAUUCUGGCUGCUGCUGCCAGUGCGCGACAUUGUUCAUCUGUAUAAAUGACUUGUCUGUUGCUGUCAAACCACUGUAGAUGACUUCUAUCAAGAUUUAAUAAAAUAUGAGUUCAGCUUCAUA
Xyrichtys novacula (pearly razorfish) is the source of this 20102-nucleotide messenger RNA. The record is from the annotation of a GenBank genome assembly. NCBI's taxonomy places the organism in Eukaryota, Metazoa, Chordata, Actinopteri, Labriformes, Labridae.